GUCACCAAACCUACAAAUUUGUGGGUUAAUAUGAUUGCCUGAGGCAAAACCCUAGUUGAGGGUUUAGUCUGCUUCAGUUUUACACGCCUUUGUCUCACGCCCUCCAUUUCUUUCUUUCCUGCUUUCCUCUGCUGCUUUACGCGCAUUAGCUCACUCUCAAAAUGAGCUUUGCUGCUUACAAGAUGAUGCACUGCCCAACGGGCAUUGAGAAUUGUGCUUCUGGGUUCAUUACACAUUCUCGCGCCGACUUCGUACCUCGAAUCCCUCCGAUUCAGACCGAUGACCUUGACUCGGAAUGGCCGGCAAGACGCGAAAUUGGUCCCAUUCCAAACCUCAUUGUCACUGCUGCGAAUGUUCUGGAAGUGUACAUAGUGAGGGUUCAAGAAGAAGUUAGCAGAGAGCCGAAGGGCAAUGUAGAAUCCAAGCGUGGUGGUUUCAUGGAUGGCAUUACUGGGGCCUCGCUUGAGCUUGCUUGUCAUUACAGGUUGCAUGGUAAUGUCGAAACCAUGGAGGUAUUGAGCAUUGGAGGUGGUGAAGCUUCUAGGAAGAGAGACUCUAUCAUCUUAACUUUUAAAGAUGCGAAAAUUUCAGUUCUGGAAUAUGAUGAUUCUAUUCAUGGGCUUCGAAUAAGUUCUUUGCAUUGCUUUGAGGGUCCAGAGUGGCUCCAUUUAAAAAGAGGCAGAGAACAAUUUGCUAGAGGCCCAUUGGUAAAGGUUGAUCCUCAAGGCAGGUGUGGCGGAGUUCUUGUCUAUGAUUUGCAAAUGAUAAUACUUAAGGCUACUCAGGCUGGAUCUGGUUUAGUUGUAGAGGAUGAUGCCUUGGGUUCUGGAGGUGCGAUUGCUGCUCGUAUUGAGUCUUCUUAUAUGAUGAGUUUAAGAGACUUGGAUAUGAGACAUAUAAAAGAUUUUACAUUUGUACAUGGUUAUAUUGAACCUGUGAUGGUGAUACUGCAUGAAAGGGAGCUCACUUGGGCUGGGCGUAUCUCAUGGAAGCAUCACACUUGCAUGAUAUCUGCACUGAGUAUCAGUACAACUUUGAAGCAGCAUCCACUCAUAUGGUCAGCUGCCAAUCUUCCUCAUGAUGCCUACAAGCUUCUUGCAGUGCCGUCACCAAUAGGUGGUGUUCUUGUGUUUGGUGCUAAUACUAUUCAUUAUCACAGUCAGUCUGCUUCAUGUGCAUUGGCGUUGAACAGUUAUGCUGUUUCACUUGAUAGUAGUCAAGAGUUGCCAAGAUCGAAUUUUAACGUGGAGCUUGAUGCUGCCUAUGCAACUUGGUUGUUGAGUGAUGUGGCCUUGCUGUCCACAAAAAAUGGUGAACUGUUGCUGCUUACUCUUGUUUAUGAUGGAAGGGUUGUGCAGAGACUUGAUCUUUCCAAGUCAAAAGCUUCAGUUUUGUCAUCUGGUAUCACGACAAUUGGAAAUUCUUUGUUUUUUCUCGCUAGCCGAUUAGGAGACAGUAUGCUGGUGCAAUUUUCUUGUGGAUCUGGGGUUUCAACGUUGUCAUCUAAUCAAAAAGAAGAGGUUGGUGAUAUAGAAGGUGAUGCUCCUUCAGCUAAGCGGCUACGCAGGUCCCCUUCUGAUGCUUUGCAAGAUAUGGUUAGUGGUGAGGAGCUCUCCCUUUUUGGAUCUGCCCCAAAUAAAACAGAAUCAGCACAGAAAAUCUUCUCAUUUGCAGUGAGGGAUUCAUUGAUUAAUGUUGGCCCUUUGAAAGACUUCUCAUAUGGUUUAAGGAUAAAUGCUGAUGCAAAUGCAACUGGAAUUGCUAAACAAAGUAACUAUGAACUGGUAUGCUGUUCUGGUCAUGGAAAAAAUGGUUCUCUCUGUGUUCUUCGACAAUCAGUUCGUCCAGAAGUGAUAACUGAGGUUGAACUUCCUGGCUGCAAAGGAAUUUGGACUGUUUAUCAUAAGAACACGCGCUCUCAUAAUACUGAUUCUUCUAAGUUGGCAGAUGAUGAUGAUGAGUAUCAUGCUUUUCUUAUCAUAAGCUUGGAGGCUCGUACUAUGGUACUGGAAACAGCUGAUCUUCUGAGUGAGGUUACUGAAAGUGUUGACUAUUAUGUUCAAGGAAAGACACUUGCUGCCGGGAACUUGUUUGGAAGGCGUCGAGUAAUUCAAGUUUAUGAACGUGGUGCUCGCAUUCUAGAUGGUUCUUUUAUGACCCAAGAUGUAAGCUUUGGAGCUUCAAACUCUGAAUCUAGCUCUGGAUCUGAGAAUGCUAUUGUGUCAUCUGUCUCUAUUGCUGAUCCAUAUGUAUUGCUCAGAAUGAGUGAUGGAAGUAUUCGACUUUUGGUUGGAGAUCCUACUACCUGCACUGUUUCUGUCACAACUCCUUCAUUUGAAAGCUCAAAAAGAUCAGUAUCUGCAUGCACACUUUACCAUGAUAAAGGACCUGACCCAUGGCUGAGGAAGACAAGUACUGAUGCAUGGCUUUCUACUGGAGUUGGUGAGGCAAUUGAUGGUGCUGAUGGUGCAGUUCAAGAUCAUGGGGAUAUAUAUUGCGUUGUUUGUUAUGAAAAUGGUGCCCUUGAAAUGUUUGAUACCCCAAAUUUCAGUUGUGUUUUUUCUGUGGAAAAGUUUGUGUCUGGGAAGAGCCAUCUUGUUGACACUCUUGUGGUGGAGGCAUCAAAAGAUUCUCCAAAAGUUGAUGAAGGUUCUGGUGAAGUGACUAACCAAGGCAGGAAGGAAAAUGUACAGACUAUGAAGGUUGUGGAGUUGGCUAUGCAGAGAUGGUCAGGGCAGUAUUGCCGCCCUUUUAUUGUUGGGAUUUUGAGUGAUGGAACAAUUCUGUGUUACCAUGCUUACUUUUAUGAAGGUUCAGAUGGUACUUCCAAGGUUGAGGAUUUAGCAUCUGCACAAGGACCUGCAGGCCUUAAUGGCACUAGUGCUUCUAGGCUUAGAAAUUUGAGAUUUGUCCGUGCCCCCUUAGAUAUAUAUGCCAGGGAGGAGACAUUGAGUGGAUCCCUUUCUCAGAGAAUUACUAUUUUCAAGAAUAUAGGUGGUUACCAAGGAUUUUUCUUGUCGGGAUCUAGACCUGCUUGGGUUAUGGUGUUGAGAGAACGGCUUCGUGUUCAUCCACAGCUGUGCGAUGGGUCUAUUGUUGCUUUUACUGUCCUUCACAAUGUGAACUGCAAUCAUGGCCUCAUAUAUGUUACAUCACAGGGUGUUUUAAAGAUCUGCCAACUGCCUACUGGCUCAAGCUAUGAUAGCUACUGGCCUGUCCAGAAAAUUCCGUUAAAAGCUACUCCUCAUCAAGUAACCUACUUUGCAGAGAAGAAUUUAUAUCCGCUUAUAGUCUCAGUUCCUGUUCUCAAGCCACUUAAUCAAGUUGUUUCAUCUUUGGGUGAUCAAGAUGUCAACCAACAGACUGAGAAUCAAAACCUGAGCUCUGAUGAGCAAAACCGCUUUUAUACUAUUGAUGAAUUUGAGAUUCGUAUUAUGGAGCCAGAUAAAUCUGGUGGCCCUUGGCAAACAAAAGCAAUAAUACCUAUGCAAAGUUCUGAAAAUGCUCUUACUGUGAGAAUGGUUAUGUUGCUGAAUACAGACACAAAAGAGAAUGAAACACUUUUAGCUAUUGGCACUGCUUAUGUGCAAGGCGAGGAUGUUGCUGCAAGAGGGCGUGUCCUUCUGUUUUCUUUGGGAAAAAAUACUGAUAAUAACCAACCUCUGGUUUCAGAGGUAUACUCAAAAGAGUUGAAAGGUGCUAUAUCUGCUUUGGCCUCACUGCAAGGUCAUCUAUUAAUAGCUUCUGGUCCGAAAAUUAUUCUGCACAAGUGGAAUGGUAAUGAACUGAAUGGUAUUGCAUUUUUUGAUGCUCCACCAUUACAUGCUGUGAGCUUAAACAUUGUAAAAAACUUUAUACUUAUUGGUGACAUCCAUAAAAGCAUUUACUUUCUUAAUUGGAAGGAACAGGGUGCUCAACUUAGCUUAUUAGCCAAGGACUUUGGUUCUCUUGAUUGUUUUGCAACUGAGUUCUUGAUUGAUGGAAGCACUCUGAGUCUCAUGGUUUCAGAUGAUCAAAAGAACAUACAGAUUUUUUACUAUGCACCAAAGAUGUCUGAAAGCUGGAAGGGACAGAAGCUUCUUUCAAGGGCUGAAUUUCAUGUUGGAGCACAUGUGACUAAAUUCUUGCGUUUGCAGAUGCUGUCCACUGCCUCUUCUGACCGGACUGGCCAUGGUCCAGGUUCAGAUAAAACAAAUCGUUUUGCUUUAUUAUUUGGAACCCUGGACGGCAGUAUUGGUUGCAUUGCACCACUCGAUGAAAUCACAUUUCGGAGGCUGCAAUCUUUGCAGAAAAAGCUUGUUGAUGCUGUAUCUCAUGUUGCUGGCUUAAACCCAAAAGCUUUCAGACAGUUUCGUUCCAAUGGAAAGGCCCAUCGGCCAGGCCCUGACAGUAUAGUUGACUGUGAACUUCUGUGCUAUUAUGAAAUGCUUCCACUGGAGGAACAGCUUGAAAUUGCUCACCAGGUCGGAACAACUCGAUCACAAAUUCUAUCAAAUCUGAUUGACCUCUCGAUUGGAACAAGCUUUUUGUGAAUGCAGUCAUCAUUUGUAGAACAGAGGAGGACCUUACUGCUCGCGCGGAGCUCCUGGGAAAUGCAAGUUCUGUGACUUUGAUCCAGUCAUAUUGAAGGCUUGAGUGAGUCAUUAAAGUAGAAGCCAAACUAGCUAACCGACCAUGCAAGCAGUAGAUGCUGGCACCUCAAGUAGUGAUAGCCAAAAUUUAUCUGGAAGCUUCAGUCUGUAUAUUGAAGAUUAAACUGAGGAGUUUGUCUUGUCCUUCAUUAGCCUGUGAUGGCAUCCUUGUCAUCAACUUGUGCUCUUCUGAGUUGUGAGCAAGAACCUAUGUUUGAGAAGUUGGAAUGACGCUGAUGUAACAUGAACUGAGUUCAUGCUUGGAGGCAAGUCAAGCAAGAAAUCAAGACAGUGAACCACUUGAAGCUUUGGUAUUCUUUCUUUUUCAUUUAUGUAACUUGUAUGUUGUUGAGAAUUGUAAAACCAAACAUCUAUGGUUAUCCGCUUGCAGAUGUUGUAGUUUAGUCACAAAUUGUAUUUUAGCCUGUUCAAUUUCAUCUCUUGUACAUUUUUCCGGAGAACUCUCUAGUUGCACGUGGGAUUAUUCUCGUUCUGCA
Molecule: messenger RNA, 5128 nt
Organism: Prosopis cineraria
Lineage: Eukaryota; Viridiplantae; Streptophyta; Magnoliopsida; Fabales; Fabaceae
Product: cleavage and polyadenylation specificity factor subunit 1
Exons: 26
Coding region: 162-4532 (1456 amino acids)
Cellular component (GO): nucleus
Molecular function (GO): protein binding; nucleic acid binding
Source: RefSeq, a predicted model, not a curated record